GUUGCUUUCAACCACCCCAAAUGGAAAGGAAAAAUUUUUUAGCUAAAAACAUUUUCCUCCUAUACUUCUUAGGAUUAAUUUUUCUUGGAGGCAUAACACCAGUCAAUGCUGCAGUUCGUUGCUGUAAAUUUGAAGUGACAAGAGCUUCGCACACUAGGCUAUGUACCAAAAAGAACAUGCUAACAAUAAAUGGACAAUUCCCCGGGCCAACGCUAUAUGCUAGAAAGGGAGACUUGAUCAUACUCGAGAUUGUUAAUCUAGCCGACCAAAAUAUAACCAUCCACUGGCAUGGGGUAAAAAUGCCGAGAUAUCCAUGGUCUGAUGGCACCGACUUUGUGACACAGUGUCCAAUUAGACCUGGAAAAAGCUUUAGACAACGGAUUAUCCUCUCCGAUGAGGAAGGCACUCUGUGGUGGCACGCUCACAGCGAUUGGUCUCGAAAUUCAGUGUAUGGUGCCAUCGUGAUUCUACCGCCGAGGAGGGAGACUUAUCCCUUCCCUAAGCCUCAUGCUCAUGUUCCAAUCUUACUAGGAGAGUGGUGGAAUGCUGACGUGGAACAAGUUUUUGGGAAAUUUCUCGCCGGCGGUGGCGAUCCCGAGGUCUCUGAUGCUUUUCUAAUCAAUGGCCAGCCCGGAGAUUUGUAUCCAUGCUCAAUGCAAGAUACAUACAAGCUCCGUGUGGAAUUCGGCAAGCGUUACUUGAUCAAAUUAGUAAACGCAGUGAUGGACAACAUCAUGUUCUUCAAAAUCGGCGGCCACAACUUCACCGUUGUGGGCACAGACGGUGCCUACACGAAGCCGAUCAAAACCGAUUACGUGGCAAUAUCCCCGGGCCAGACCCUCGACCUUCUACUCGAGGCUGACCAGCCACCCAGCCACUAUUACAUGGCCGCUAGAAUCUACGCUAGCGGCGGAGAAUUCGUGACCAUCCCCACCACCGCCACCAUCGAGUACGUCGGAAACUACACCGCGCCGCCAUCACCCCUCCUCCCAUCCUUCCCCGAAUUCGACAACUCAGCAGCAUCAAUCGAUUUCACCAACCAACUCAAAAGUCUCGCAACCAAUAACUACCCUGUCGACGUUCCUCAGAACGUUGACAAAACCCUCUUCUACACACUUUCGGUGAAUCAGCUGCCAUGUCGGGAAAGCUCGUGCCUCGGAACGACGAGGCUGCUAGCGAGCGUGAACAACGUGUCGUUGGUGCUGCCAACAACGGACAUUCUUCAAGCUUAUUACAGAGGAAUCAGUGGCGUUUAUGAUUCUGAUUUCCCAGACUUUCCGCCUUCGUUUUUCAACUACACAGAAGGCGUAAAGGUGAAGGAGCAGUCCGGGUCAAGAUUCGGGACUGCGGUUCGUGUAAUGGAAUAUAACACGACGGUUGAAGUGGUGUUUCAAGGAACCAACCUUGGCGGAGGCGUUGAGCAUCCGAUGCAUUUACACGGAUACAGCUUCUACGUUGUCGGGUCAGGGUUAGGAAACUACGACAGAGUCACGGAUCCAGCUAGCUAUAAUCUUUUCGACCCGCCAUUGAUGGAAAACAUUGCGGUGCCGAGAAAUGGAUGGACUGCUAUAAGAUUUAAGGCCAACAAUCCUGGAGUGUGGUACAUGCAUUGCCAUUUCGAGCGGCAUGUGAGCUGGGGAAUGGGAAUGGUGUUCAUCGUUAAAGACGGGGCCGGCACCAACGAGAAGAUGCUGCCGCCUCCCUCGGAUAUGCCGCGCUGCUGAGGAUCUCUCCCCCUAUAUUUUUUUACCAAUUUUUUAUAUUCGAGUGAAAUGGAGAGAAAUGAAUUGAUUGAAUGAUUUUGUACUCCGUGUUGUAGUCCAGGCAUCCUUUUUGAGUCAAAGUUCGUCUUGUAUAAUAAUUCGUCACACUUCUCCGAAUUUAAUUAACUACUCCCUCCGUCCACAAACAAUAGAUCACUUUUGCCAUUUUGGGACGUCCAUAAAAAAUAGAUCAUUUUCUUAAAAUGGAAAGUUUAUCA
This is a messenger RNA of Salvia hispanica, 1981 nucleotides long. RefSeq names its product laccase-14-like. Gene Ontology annotation, cellular component: apoplast. The record is from RefSeq and is a predicted model, not a curated record. Gene Ontology annotation, biological process: lignin catabolic process. Gene Ontology annotation, molecular function: hydroquinone:oxygen oxidoreductase activity; copper ion binding. NCBI's taxonomy places the organism in Eukaryota, Viridiplantae, Streptophyta, Magnoliopsida, Lamiales, Lamiaceae.